Molecule: messenger RNA, 4030 nt
Organism: Pygocentrus nattereri (red-bellied piranha)
Lineage: Eukaryota; Metazoa; Chordata; Actinopteri; Characiformes; Serrasalmidae
Gene: inpp4ab
Product: inositol polyphosphate-4-phosphatase type I Ab
Exons: 24
Coding region: 242-3232 (996 amino acids)
Cellular component (GO): cytoplasm
Molecular function (GO): phosphatidylinositol-3,4-bisphosphate 4-phosphatase activity
Source: RefSeq, a predicted model, not a curated record
CGCAAGAGGCGGUAGGGGCAGCAGUGAGGGCUGCUGCUGCUGGAGUAUGUGUCCAGACAACUGAGCAUAUCGGGAAUAUUUCACCUUCAGACAUGGACUGACGCCGUGGAGCCCGCGGAGAUCUGUUUGAGCAGGGAGCUGCCUCAGGCCUACCUGCCCCACAGGAGUGUACGCGUGGUGGUGUGUGUGGCUCCAUCACUCAGUACUGCUUCUCUGACCUGAAAACACACACUUUGGCAGGAUGUCUGCGAGGGAGCGACAGCGGCCGUGGUCCGUGUACAGGGCCAGCACACUGGACAUCUCCUCUGAGAUGCUUGGCCUGGCUCUGGCAGGGAACAGUCAGGACCCGGACGAGCCUGUGCUGGAGUUCAGUCUCGCCUGCAGUGAGCUGACUACUCCGAAUUUGGACCGCAAGCCCAACAGUUUUGUGUCCGUGAGCUGUACCACGCCACCUCAAGCCUUCUGGACCAAACAUGCACAAACAGAAAUCAUUGAGGGCACAGCAAAUCCCAUGUUCCUCAGCAGCGUGGCCUUCUUCCAGGACUCUUUCAUCAACCAGCAGACACAGAUCAAACUCUCUGUGUACGACGUAAAGGACCGCUCCCAGGGAACGAUGUAUUUAUUAGGCUCAAUAAUGUUCCCGGUAAAAGAACUACUGCAGGACAAGAACCACACGCUACACCUGCCGCUCAGCUCAGCGGAGAACAAGCAGGUGGGGAAUAUUACAGUCAUCGCCUGGCAGCUGGAGGAGAAGAGGGACCAGCGGGUGCCGGUCGCCCGUUUACCGGACACCAUCAAUGGCAGGACAGUCCUUGCUGUAGAUGAAAGUCUGACAGAAUCAAUGGGAAUUCGAGCCAAAUAUGCAUCCUUAAGUAAAGACACACUUCUGCGAUCAGUGUUCGGGGGAACCAUGUCGCGCAUGUAUAGGUUCCCCACCACUGACGGGAAUCACCUGCGCAUUCUGGAGCAGAUGGCCGAGAGUGUGCUGUCCCUCAAUGUUCCACGGCAGUUUGUCAAACUGCUGCUAGAGGAAGACGCUGCCAGGGUGUGUGAGCUGGAGGAGUUGGGGGAGUUGUCUCCGUGCUGGGAGAAUCUGCGGCGGCAGAUCGUAACACAAUACCAGAGCGUUAUUCUCACCUAUCAGGAGACACUCAGAGACCUGCAGGACUAUAAAGGACCUUCGUUUAAAGCCAGUAACCUGAAGGCAGACAAGAAGUUGGAGUUCAUGCCCACAAACCUGCAUGUUCAGAGGAUGAGAGUGCAGGACGACACCGGCUUUGAUCACACUUAUGAUGUAGUUACGAUCGGCGCUCCAGCUGCCCACUGUCAGGGGUUUAAGAACAGCGGCCUGCGCAAACUCAUCCAGAAAUUCGAGGAGGCGAAGAAACACAUUUAUGAGGAGGAAUGCAGUGCUCUGACCAGCUCCCAGUCCAUUGUCUACAUGCCUCAGGACAUCGUCCGUGCCAAAGAGAUCAUCUCGCACAUCAACACUCUGAAGACUCAGGUCAGCUAUUACGCUGAGCGCCUGUCACGGGCCGCUAAGGAACGCUCUGCCAAUGGCCUGGAGAGAACCCUCACCAUAUUAGCAGACAAGACACGGCAGCUGGUGACUGUAUGUGACUGUAAGCUGCUGGCCUCCGCUGUGCAGGCCCUGAACGCCGCCCGGCCUGAGUACAUCGCGUCCAAGAACUCGCCGUCAGCCGAUUUGGAGCACGUGGUACUGAGGAAUGACCAGGACACUCUGCUGGCCAAGUGGAGCGGCCGCAACAGUCGCUCAUCACUACAUGUGGACUGGCAUGAAGAGGAGUGGGAGAAGGUGUGGGUGAAUGUGGAUAAGAGUCUGGAGUGCAUCAUUCAGCGGGUGGACAAGCUCCUGCAGAGAGAGCGGCUCCGCAGCAGCAGCACUGAGGACAUGUUCCAGAAUGACCAGCAGGGCGGCGCUCCAAAGAAAGGUAACCAGAAGAACGGAGCAGCGUUCUGGAUCAAUCCCAUCUGCAUGGACGAGUGUCCCACUCCCGCCUCACCGGAACAGCCUACACCCUCACCACCAUCAUCAUCCUCUUCACCAGCAUCGUCAUCAACCUCACUGCCUGCUCUGAACCCUGCAUGCCACCCUAAUGCAGACAGACAACCCUAUGGCAGUAGCAGCAGAGAGGAGAGUUACCCAGGUGAGUGGAGUGAGGCUCUGUAUCCGCUGUUGACAACGCUGACGGAGUGUGUGGCGAUGAUGAGCGAUAAGGCCAAGAAGUCGAUGGUGUUUCUGCUGAUGCAGGACCGAGCGCCCACCAUCGCCAUGGACCUCAGUCUGCAGUACCGCCGAGACGUGGUCUUCUGCCAGACACUGACUGCUCUUAUUUGUGGCUUUAUUAUUAAACUGAGGAACUGUCUCCGUGACGACGGCUUCCUGAGGCAACUAUACACCAUCGGACUGCUUGCUCAGUUUGAGAGUCUGCUGAGUACCUACGGAGAAGAGCUGGCUAUGCUCGAGGACAUGAGCGUGGGGAUAAUGGACUUGAGGAACGUGACGUUUAAAGUGACUCAGGCCAUCUCUACCUCCUCGCCGGACAUGCUGCCCGUCAUCACCGGAAACCGGGAUGGCUUUAACGUUCGCAUCCCUUUACCUGGGAGCAUGUUCGAUGCGUUGCCACGGGAGAUCCAGAAUGGGAUGCUGCUGCGCGUGCAACCCGUCCUCUUCAACGUCGGCAUCAAUGAACAGCAGACACUCGCGGAGAAGUUUGGAGACACGUCUCUGCAGGAGCUCAUUAACAUUGAGAGUCUGGCUCGUCUGAAUUCAUACUAUGAGCAGUUCAAGGAGGUUUUACCAGAGGACUGUCUCCCUCGUUCUCGUAGUCAGACAUGCCUCCCUGAGCUCUUGCGGUUCCUCGGCCAGAAUGUUCAUGCCAGGAAAAACAAGAACGUUGACAUCUUAUGGCAGGCUGCAGAGAUCUGUCGGCGGCUGAACGGAGUUCGCUUCACCAGCUGUAAGAGUGCGAAGGACCGCACGGCCAUGUCGGUCACGCUGGAGCAGUGUCUGAUCCUGCAGCACGAGCACGGCAUGGCCCCGCAGGUCUUCACUCAGGCCCUGGACUGCAUGCGCAGUGAGGGAUGCCGCCGCGAGAACACUGUGAAGAACGUGGGAUGUCGCAAGUAUGCCUUCAACUAUCUGCAGCUGAAAGCCUUCCCUAAACAUUACCGCCCCCCAGACGGAACCUUCGGAAAGGUGGAGUCGUGAGCAGGCAGACCGGCAGGCUUUAGGCUAAACGCAGUAAGCCAGGCUCGAGUGGCUAUGUGCACCACAGAAACAUCACUGUGUAGCUGCUGUGUACAAUAUGCUGUAGUCAAUCAGGACCUCACUCUGAUUGUAGACCUCAUACUAUGUCUCAUGUUUCCAACUAGCCUCUAAGUGAAUGCAGAUUAACCAAUCACACAAUCCUAAUGGCUUGUAGACAUUCCCUGACUGAAUGUCACAAACUGGAUAUUAUCUUAUAUUUGAACAUAUGUUCACUUCUUCCGUUAUGAAGCUCAGCUAAUGUACAGUUCCAGUCAAAGGUUUAGACAUGUUGCUUAGUUAGAGUUUACUGUCAAGCUAGUUAAAACUGCUAUUGUCAUUAAACUAGGUAGAUCAGCUUGGAUCAUUUUUUUUAUUAUUUCUUGCGUGCCGGGAACUGACUUACUGGUCUUAUUUCAAAGUUCACGGUUGACUGAAUAACAUCAGAUAGUGGAGCUUUGUUUAACGUAAUCUGCUGUGUAAUUUAUCAUAUAAAGUUAUAUCAACUGAUAUUAUCUGAAUUUCUAGCUCCUUGCAUAUUGAUAUCAGGCCUUACACUUUUUUUCUUCAUUGUACACUUUCAGAUGUUUGAUUUCUUCACUAUUAUUCUCAAUACGGAAAUAACUAGUGCCUGACCGGUAUAUUAUAGAGGGUGAUUCAAAAAGAUUCAUCUGAUUUUGAAGCACCAUAAUUUUACAACCGUGAGGCGCCGAGGAACCAAUCACAAUCCAACUGUAAGAGGGGGUCAUAGAGUUUCUGACU